ACGUCACCUCGCAAACCCUCCCCUCCUGCCAUCGCCACCUCGAAAGGCUUCCUCUCCACUCCUUCACGGCAGGUUUUCUUUGUCUUUGUCGCCAAUAUGCUGUCGAGGACGAGGUUUGCUGCCUCAAUGGCGCUGCGAGCCAAACCUACCACAGCAUUGAUGCCAUACCGUGCAGGCUCCGCUGCCUUCCUGUCUUCUACUUCCUCGAACUCCGCGACCCCCGUCGGAACCCAACAGAGCCCAGGAUUGGUUGCCGGUAACCCUGGAACACCACCCCCAAUGAAGGUCGCUCGACGAGAGGUGCCAUUGCCCAGUCAGGAGGGAAAGAAGGGAGCUAUGCAAUAUGCGCUGACCACCCUCGAUCAAAUUGCCAAUUGGGCGCGUCAAAGCUCUCUCUGGCCCAUGACCUUCGGUCUCGCUUGCUGCGCCGUCGAAAUGAUGCAUUUGUCUACUCCACGUUACGACCAGGAUCGACUUGGUAUAAUUUUCCGAGCCUCGCCUCGUCAGUCGGAUGUUAUGAUUGUGGCGGGAACCCUCACCAACAAGAUGGCCCCUGCUCUACGAAUGGUUUACGAUCAGAUGCCUGAUCCACGUUGGGUCAUCUCCAUGGGCAGCUGCGCGAACGGUGGCGGAUAUUACCACUACAGCUACUCGGUUACCAGGGGAUGCGACAGGAUCGUGCCCGUGGACAUCUACGUCCCCGGCUGCCCACCUACCUCAGAGGCUCUGAUGUACGGCAUUUUCCAGCUCCAGAAGAAGAUGAGGCAUACCAAGAUCACAAGGAUGUGGUACAGGAAGUAAAUUGGCUGUCCUUUUGUUUUAUUUCAGUUUUCUGCGACAGUCUGGUCGUUCUGGUUGUUUCGGUCAUCAGCCUGUGAGACUGGGAAGAGCUCACACAUGUACAAAUCAGGCCUCAAGCUGUAAAAUCUUUGUUAGGCAUCAGAAGGUCAAUCGUUCAAGGAUUAACGCUUGUUUCGAAUGGCAAAUGAAUUUCAUCAAAAU
Molecule: messenger RNA, 1002 nt
Organism: Aaosphaeria arxii CBS 175.79
Lineage: Eukaryota; Fungi; Ascomycota; Dothideomycetes; Pleosporales
Product: NADH-quinone oxidoreductase
Exons: 3
Coding region: 127-801 (224 amino acids)
Biological process (GO): mitochondrial respiratory chain complex I assembly; aerobic respiration; electron transport coupled proton transport
Molecular function (GO): NADH dehydrogenase (ubiquinone) activity; quinone binding; 4 iron, 4 sulfur cluster binding
Source: RefSeq, a predicted model, not a curated record